Molecule: messenger RNA, 658 nt
Organism: Chenopodium quinoa (quinoa)
Lineage: Eukaryota; Viridiplantae; Streptophyta; Magnoliopsida; Caryophyllales; Amaranthaceae
Product: protein HIGH ARSENIC CONTENT 1, mitochondrial
Exons: 6
Coding region: 77-478 (133 amino acids)
Molecular function (GO): catalytic activity
Source: RefSeq, a predicted model, not a curated record
AAAGCUACUUAGGAACCUCAAUUUACUCAAAAUCAAACAAUUGUUAAGAAAUUUAAGUUAGAAUACCUCUUGAUCAAUGGAUACUUCCAAAGGGCCUUCAGAAGAAGCUAAGAGUGUUGAUGUUUACACAGCCAAAGGUCUCCUUAGUACCGGAUAUCGGUAUCUAGAUGUAAGGACAAAGGAGGAAUUUGAAAAAGGACAUGUUGAAGGUGCUCUUAACAUCCCUUACAUGUUCAUAACUGAAGAAGGGCGAGUGAAGAAUCCUAAUUUCAUUUCACAAGUUCUAGAAGUUUGCAACAAGGAUGAUCACUUGGUUGCGGCUUGCAACAGUGGUGGUAGAGGCAAGAAAGCAACAAUUGAUCUGCAGCAUGAAGGAUUUGAGCAUGUUGCCAAUAUCGAAGGGGGAUACUCAGCCUGGGUAGACGCCGGAUUUGCUGGUGAUAAUGCAGCAAAAUUAGCUUGCAAGUACCGUCCUUGAAAUUUAUUUAUUGCUUUAUUUUGUAUCAAGCCAAGUUUAACUAUUGAUUCUGCUGUGUACCGCGAUUCAAUUUAUAAAUCAUUUGUGUAUGUAUUAACUUAAUCUUGAUGUAAGUUCCCCUGAACACACUUACCAUGUAAGUUUUAACAAUUGCUUUUGUAUGAGCAAGCAUUUUGUGUU